AUGUCCAGCAAAGCAGGUGGGAAGCGACCGGCGACCAUCAGCAGCGAAUCAUCCAACCACACCAUGGUGUCAGAGAUGCCUCAGGAGCGACCAAAUGGCAGGGCCUCACGCCCUUCCCGGAAGGGGAUCGCCUUCGGGAAGCGUUCCAACUCCAUGAAGCGGAAUCCCAACGCCGCGGUGACCAAAAGCGGCUGGCUCUUCAAGCAGGCCAGCUCUGGCGUGAAGCAGUGGAAUAAGCGCUGGUUCGUGCUGGUGGAUCGCUGCCUCUUCUAUUACAAAGAUGAGAAGGAGGACAGCAUCUUGGGCAGCAUCCCGCUCCUCAGCUUCCGGGUGGCAGCCAUCCAGCCGUCGGACAACAUCAGCAGGAAACACACCUUUAAGGCCGAGCACGCCGGCAUCCGGACCUACUUCUUCAGCGCCGAGAACACCGAAGAGCAGGAGUCCUGGAUCCAAGCCAUGGGCGAGGCUGCCCGGGUGCAGAUCCCACCCCCCCAGAGGUCAGCACGACAGGCACCUUAUGCUGUGCAGCAGUUGCGGGAGAAGACGGACUCUGAGAACAUCCCCCCCAGCAAGCACCACCACCACCGGACCACUGCUCACAGGGAGCACCCCAAAGCAGACCUGGAAGCCAAGACCAGAGGGGAGGGUGAUGGGCGGGGUUCAGAGAGGAUCGAGAGGAAGUCGGAGAGGAUCGACAGCAAGAAGGAACCCCUGGUGAAAGCCAACGGCAUUGUGGGCCAGGAGAUGCCAUCUGAGCCCGGCAGCCCUUACCCUGAAGCCCCACGGUUUUCAGCUGGGGUGGAGAGAUCCACGCAGCCCAACGGCUGGCAGUACUCUUCCCCCAGCCGCCCUGGCAGCACCGCCUACCCGCCGCAGGAUGGGGAGAGCGUGGUGCACCGUCCGGGCUUUGUGCCACGCACCAACCCGGAGAAGAUCGCCCAGAGGAAGAGCUCCAUGACGCAGCUGCAGCAGUGGGUGAACCUGCGCCGGGGGGCUGCCCCGCCGGAGGAGCUGAGGAGCCCCACCAGGUUUUUCCCGAUGUCUCGAAGGGUCCCCGACUACUACGCCCCUUACUCGCCCCAGUACCCUGAGGAUUACCAGUACUACCCACCCGGCGUGCGCCCUGACAGCAUCUGCUCCAUGCCCGCCUAUGAGCGGGUGAGCCCACAGUGGGCUGCGGAGGACAAGCGCCACUCCUUCCGCAAUGGAGGCCCCUACCAGCUGCGUGAGUGGAAGGAGCACCCGGGUUACGGCAGGCAGGACGUCCCCGUCUGGAUCCCCGGCCCCGGCCGGCAGCCUGUGUAUUACGACGAGGUGGAUGCUGCCUCGGACUCCCUGCGGAGGAUGUCCCUCCAGCCCCGCUCCAGGUCCGUGCCCCGUUCGCCCAGCCAGGGCACCUACAACAGGGCGAGGAUGUACUCCCCGGUCAGGUCGCCCAGCACCCGCUUUGAGAGGAUGCCAUCCAGGAGCGAGGAGAUCUAUGCUGACCCUGCAGCCUACAUGAUGAGGCGAUCGGUCAGUUCCCCAAAGGUGUCUCCCUUCCCAGAGGCCUACAGAGAGACUCUGCACGCCUACAAGAUAAGCGAGCAAGACACUGAUAAGCUGCUGGGAAAACUGUGUGAGCAAAACAAGGUGGUGAGGGAGCAGGACAGGCUGGUGCAGCAGCUCCGAGCAGAGAAGGAGAGUCUUGAGAGUGCCCUGAUGGGGACCCACCAGGAGCUGGAGAUGUUCGGGAGCCAGCCAGCCUACCCUGAGAAGCUGCUGCACAAGAAGGAAUCCCUCCAGAACCAGCUGAUCAACAUCCGGGUGGAGCUGUCCCAGGCCAGCACGGCCUUGGCCAACAGCACCAUAGAGUAUGAGAACUUGGAGGGCGAGGUGUCAGCCCUGCACGAUGACCUGUGGGAACAGCUGAACUUGGACAUCCAGAACGAAAUGCUCAAUCGGCAAAUCCAGAGGGAGAUCUGGCGCAUCCAGGACGUGAUGGAGGGGCUGAGGAAGAACAACCCCUCCCGGGGCACGGACACUGCCAAACACAGAGUGGCCGCUGGCCCCUCUGGAACGUACAGCUCCAACAGCCCUGCUAGCCCCUUGAGCUCAGCCAGCCUCACCAGCCCACUGAGCCCUUUCUCCCUGGUGUCGGGCUCACAGGGGUCGCCCACCAAGCAAGGGACAAGCGAGUCCAAGUCCAGCUUCGAGCAGAAUAAGAAAGAGGUUCAUCGGAGCUCCGCCCCCAUCCCACCCACAGAGGCUGGGCUCAUGCAGACGAGGCAAGAGCUGGAUGCUGAGAAGCAAGCGGCUCUCAACAAAGUUGGCAUCGUUCCCCCGAGGACCAAGUCUCCCACCGAUGAGGACUCAGCACCCACUUCGGGAGUGAUCAGGAGGAGCACCAGCAACAUGUCCAACGGACUGAGCUCCCGGGAGAGGCCAAAAAGCGCCGUGUUCUCCAAUGAGAUGAAGGCAAAAAUGAGCGUGGAGGAGCAGAUCGACCGGAUGAAACGCCACCAAAGUGGAUCCAUGAAGGAAAAAAGGCGGAGUUUGCAGCUCCCAGCCAAUCAGCAGCCAGACGCUCCCAGCACGAAGGCACCCGCGUCAUACAAAGUGGUGCGCCGACACCGCAGCAUCCAUGAAGUGGACAUCUCCGACCUGGAGGCAGCACUGCGCACCGAGGACUCUGGCAAAGUCUACGAGACACCGAGGGAGGAGAUUGCCCGGCUACGCAAGAUGGAGCUGGAGCCACAGCACUAUGAUGUCGACAUCAGUAAGGAGCUCUCUACCCCAGACAAGGUCCUCAUUCCAGAGCGGUACAUUGAGCUGGAACCGGACACCCCACUAAGUCCUGAAGAGAUGAAGGAGAAGCAGAAGAAAGUGGAAAGGAUAAAGACGCUCAUUGCCAAAUCCAGCUUGCAGAAUGUGAUCCCUCUAAGCGAGGGAGAGGUGGACGUGCCCCAGGAUGCAGAAACCCAGCUCCAGGAGCAGGAGAAGAGGAUAGAGAUAUCCUGCACCUUGGCUACAGAAGCCUCCAGGCUGGGCCGCAUGCUCUCCGCUCAAUGUGCCACCCCGAGUCCUCCCUCUUCCCCAGCCUCCCCGACUCCACCGACAAAUCCCCUCUCGUCUGAGUCAUCCCGGGUCGCCGACAGCAGCCAUUUUAUGCGUGUCUGA
Emys orbicularis (European pond turtle) is the source of this 3159-nucleotide messenger RNA. RefSeq names its product pleckstrin homology domain containing A6 (gene PLEKHA6). The record is from RefSeq and is a predicted model, not a curated record. The coding region runs from base 1 to 3159 and encodes 1052 amino acids. NCBI's taxonomy places the organism in Eukaryota, Metazoa, Chordata, Testudines, Emydidae. The transcript has 20 exons.